This is a messenger RNA of Fonsecaea erecta, 3306 nucleotides long. RefSeq lists its product as hypothetical. Bases 1 to 3306 code for a protein of 1101 amino acids. The transcript is spliced from 5 exons. Gene Ontology annotation, molecular function: nuclear import signal receptor activity; small GTPase binding. Lineage: Eukaryota; Fungi; Ascomycota; Eurotiomycetes; Chaetothyriales; Herpotrichiellaceae. Gene Ontology annotation, biological process: protein import into nucleus. The record is from RefSeq and is a predicted model, not a curated record. Gene Ontology annotation, cellular component: nucleus; cytoplasm.
AUGUCUGUUCUCCCUGCCGAGGUGCAGGGAGCCUUGACCCAACUCCUGCAAGCCCUCUCGUCUCCCGACAAUACUCUCCGCAGUCAAGCGGAAGAACAACUGAACAAUGACUGGACCCCCAACCGCCCCGAGGUGCUGUUGAUGGGCUUGGCCGAACAACUCCAAGCCGCGCCAGACUCGUCGACACGCUCGUUCGCUGCUGUGCUAUUUCGCAAACAAGCCUCAAAACAACGCAAAGUCCCUCCCAGCAAUGACUCCAAGGAACUCUUUUGGUCCCUCAGCACCGAAGCCAAGUCGGCCAUCCGAUCAAAAUUGCUGGAAGGUCUCGCCACAGAACAGAUCAACCAAGUCAGGAAUAAAAUCGGAGAUGCCAUCGCCGAGAUCGCGCGGCAAUACGUGGAUGCUGGCACAAACGAGACCUGGGUGGAUCUGCUGCAUGUAUUGUUCCAAGCGAGCCAGUCAACGGACGCCGGCAUGCGUGAAUGUUCGUUCCGAAUAUUCUCCACGACGCCGGGCAUCAUCGAGAGAGAACAUGAAGGCGCCGUGCAAGAGGUGUUCCUCAAGGGUUUCAAGGACAGCAGUGUCGAGGUCCGAUUAUCCGCCAUUGAAGCAUUUGCCUCAUUCUUCCAUUCGGUCACCAAAAAGACACAGCCGAAGUACUAUCCUCUGGUGCCCGAGAUCCUCAAUGUUCUACCACCUCUCAAAGAAGCUGGAGACUCCGAAAAUCUAUCAAAGGCAUUUGUCUCGCUUAUUGAUCUUGCCGAAAUAUGCCCGAAAAUGUUCAAAGGUCUCUUCAACAAUCUCGUCAAGUUUAGCAUCUCAGUCAUCCAGGAGAAAGAACUGGGGGAUCAGACACGACAGAAUGCGUUGGAGUUGAUGGCCACCUUUGCCGAAUGGGCGCCGGCCAUGUGUAAGAAAGAUCCCUCUUAUGUAAACGACAUGGUUACGCAGUGUCUGAGCUUGAUGACGGACCUUGGGACCGACGACGACGACGCCUCGGAGUGGAACGCGACCGAGGACCUUGAUAGUGAUGAGAACGACUUGAAUCAUGUCGCGGGCGAACAGUGUAUGGACCGCUUGGCGAACAAGCUGGGAGGACAAGUCAUGCUUCCAGCAACGUUCACGUGGCUACCGAGAAUGAUGCAUUCUGCCUCCUGGAGAGAUCGGCACGCCGCUCUGAUGGCCAUCUCCGCCAUUUCCGAGGGAUGUCGAGACCUCAUGAUCGGCGAACUCGACAAGGUCCUCGAACUGGUUGUGCCGUCCUUGAGAGAUCCUCACCCACGCGUCCGAUUCGCCGGAUGCAACGCCCUUGGCCAGAUGAGCACCGAUUUCGCGGGGCCCAUGCAGGAGAAGUACCACCAAGUGGUGCUGACAAACAUCAUCCCCGUCCUCGAAGCACCCGAGCCGCGAGUACAAGCACAUGCGGCAGCUGCACUGGUCAACUUCUGCGAAGAGGCGGAAAAGUCGAUCUUGGAACCGUACCUGGAUCAAUUACUUGGACAUCUCCUGCAGCUCCUUCAAUCUCCCAAACGAUACGUCCAGGAACAGGCACUGUCAACGAUCGCCACCAUCGCCGAUUCGGCCGAGGGUGCCUUCAUCCGCUACUAUGACACGUUGAUGCCUCUUCUCACCAACGUCCUGCAAGCCGAACAAUCCAAAGAGUAUCGAUUACUUCGUGCCAAAGCCAUGGAGUGCGCGACGCUGAUCGCCUUGGCCGUGGGCAAGGAGAAAAUGGGCCAAGAUGGCAUCAGACUCGUUCAAACUCUCGGCAACAUCCAGCAAAACAUCACGGAUGAUGAUGACCCACAAUCGCAGUAUCUCCUGCAUUGCUGGGGACGCAUGUGCAGGGUCCUCGGCUCUGAUUUCGUCCCAUAUCUUCCCGGUGUUAUGCCGCCCUUGUUGGAGCUUGCGGCGGCCAAAGCAGAUAUUCAACUAAUAGACAGCGAAGAUGAAGUGCUGGAAGAGGAAGGUUGGGAGCUGGUGCCCUUGAAGGGGAAAGUGAUUGGCAUUAAGACUUCGACGCUCGAGGAUAAGCAUACGGCGAUCGAACUCAUUACGAUCUAUGCCCAAAUCUUGGAAGCAGAUUUCGAGCCUUUCGUGGCCGACAUCACGGAGCGAAUCGCUCUGCCUGGUCUGUCAUUCUUCUUCCACGAUCCCGUGCGGGUUGCUUCUGCCAAAUUAAUCCCCCAGUUACUCAACUCGAUCAAGAAGCGAUACGGUGACCAGUCGCCGCAACUCAACGAAAUGUGGACGAAAUGCUCCGAAAAAGAAAUUGAAAUCCUGAGUGCCGAACCUUCUAUCGACACAUUGGCCGAAAUGUACCAAUGCUUUUAUGAGAGCGUCGAAGUGGUAGGCAAGGGGUGCCUGACACCACAACACAUGGAACAAUUUGUGCGGUCGGUCAAGUCGACGCUGGAAGAGUUCCAGAAGCGCGUCCAAGAGCGUGCUGAAGAGAAGGCCGAGACGGCCGCGGCCAACCAAGGCCCGGAUGCCGAUGAGGAAGAUUCCUUGUCGGUACAAUAUGCCAUCGAAGACGACCAGACCCUUCUCUCGGACAUGAACAAAGCCUUUCACACGAUAUUCAAGAACAUGGGCGUUGCGUUCCUCCCCGCGUGGCAGCAGCUCAUGCCCUUUUAUGAUGCGUUCGUCAAUAGUUCGGACCCCAUGCAGCGACAGUGGGCGAUCUGCGUCUUUGACGACGUCUUGGAAUUCUGUGGGCCACAGUCCUGGCAGUAUUCCGAUCACCUUAUGCAGCCGCUAAUCAAUGGCAUGAGGGACGAAAAUGCGAACAAUCGACAAGCAUCCGCGUAUGGUGUGGGCAUUGCAGGACAAAAGGGAGGAGAGCAGUGGAGUGACUUUGUCGCUGCGAGCAUUGACAUCCUUUUCCAGAUCACGCGGGUCCCUAACGCCAGGAGCGACGACGAUGUCUUUGCCACCGAGAACGCGUGUGCUGCGAUCGCUAAGAUUUUACACUACAACGCCAGCAAGGUGGUCAAUCCCCAAUCGGUCGUGGAGCAGUGGCUCGACACGUUGCCCGUGGUCAACGACGAAGAGGCUGCGCCGUAUGCGUACAGUUUUGUUGCACAAUUGAUUGAUCAACAAAAUCCGGCCGUGUUUGCCAAAGCGGCCCAAGUUUUCCAUCACAUCGCGCUUGCUCUGGAAGCGGAGAUGAUCCAAGGUGCCACCGCUAAGAAAAUCGUUGAGAGCGCGAAGGUGCUAGUCGGCAAGACGGGGAUCAAUGCUGACCAGAUCCUGCAAGGCCUCAGCGAGGACGGGCAGAGGACCGUGAGGAGUUAUUUUGCAUAA